AUGGCCCUGCCACGUCGUCUGGGACACCAAGGUCAUGCUCGGUUGAUCGAGACCAGGGUCAGCAACGUCGAGAUCGACCUCGACAAGAAGCUCUCAUGGCUGAUUCGUCACUGCCGGAUGGCGUUGCCGCUGUUUGAUUCGAGAGCUCGAGAUUACCGGAACUAUGCUCAGGGAGAGUUUCGCCUUCGCCGGGAUUUUGAAAAAGGAAUCCAAGACGUCAACGGUCAACCUCCACCUCCACCUCGACACCAAAAAACUGCCUGCAAACUCUCACUCACUCAAAUCUUCUCCAAAGCUCGUCGGCAGCAGCAAGCAAUGCAAUCUCCAUUUCUCCACCUCUGCAGGACCACCUCCUCCGCCGCCGUCGCCGCCCUCAAUCCUCCUCCUCCGCCGCAGCCGCCGCCGCUGGGGUUCCGCCACUCCCUCUCCGCUCACAAUCGCAGCCUCCGCCUCCCUCCGUCUUCUCCCGGCGUCGGUGCCCCGAGACCCGGCCCCGCCCGUCUCGCGCCCCGGAGCGGCCACCGCGGGCGCCGCGGAGGCGGCGGCGGCGGCGGGGGGAGCAAGCAGCGGGUGAGCGUCAGGGGCGACAGGAAGGAGAACGUGUGGAGCGUCGACAACGACGUCGCGAGGGCCGCUGCGGAGAAGGAGAGGGCGAGGAGGGGGAGGGGGAGGGGGAGGAGAGUGGUGAGAGGGAAGCGAGGGAGGGACGGGAAGGUCAUGGUGUCCGGCGCCAUGUUGAUGGAGGCCGAGACGGUUCUUCAGACUCAGGAACCAGUAAUAAGACCAGUAUGGAAUACAUUUGCUAGUAGUGUGAGCGGGAUAUGGAAGGGAGUGGGAGCUGUAUUUUCACCUAUCACUGCUGAAAUGGAACCCAUAGAGAUUGGUAAUAAAAACGAGAACCUCUAUGACUGUUACACACUUUCCUGUGUUCAGGAAAUUCCAGCAUCGAAUGGAGAAUUAACAUCUCAAAUUCAGAGAAAGAUAAACUGGGUAACUCUGAAUCCCUAUGGUGAAAUAUCAUUGAACAAUGGAGGCAAUACGAAAAGCAAAGAAGGGACUGAAGAUGGAAAUAAGGACCAAAUUGAUGAAAGUGCAGCAGAUCGUAUGCUGCCAAAAUUUGAUUCUUUCAACUUUGGAGCCAGUGAUUUGAUGGAAGAAGAUGUCAUGGGCUAUGAACGUGGUCUGGUAUUCUUUGAGGAUGGAUCUUAUUCCAGGGGCCCAGUUGAUAUUCCUGUCGGUGAAGUUGAUGAUUCUAAUUAUUACUUGAACCCCACUUUCAAGUUCGAGCAGUGUCUGGUUAAAGGUUGUCACAAAAGACUCCGGAUUGUCCACACGAUAGAAUUCAACAAUGGGGGUGCAGACAUUCAGAUAAUGAGAGUUGCCGUUUAUGAAGAAGAGUGGGUUAGUCCAGCAAAUAUUCGUGAUGAAAGCGAUAUGGACUUUGAUGUGAAACCAUUUUCACUGCGGAAAAGAACCCAGCCAUCGAAUCUCACUGGUUCCUGGAAGGUAUUUGAGGUGAGUGCCACACCGAUAUAUGGCGAGGAGACGGUCGCAGAAGAAGGCAAUGAGACCCCAUAUGUCUACCUCUGCACCGAGACCUUAAAGAAAAGGUCCUUCCCCGAGAACUUAGUAUACUUUGGGGAGGAAGAGAUGCUCGACAUGCAAGAUGCAACUGUUCUUUGGUUGCCCGGUGGUGUUGCCAGUUACGUCGACAUUAAUAAGGACGGGAUUCUUUGCAUUGGCGUUGGCUGGUACUCCGAUGAAGGCAUUAAUCUUGUCAUGGAGAGAGACUAUGGUUUGGAUGGGAAGCUGAGGGAAGUACGGUGGAAAACUGAGGUAAAGAGGAGGUGGUCCAAACCAAUGUAAAUAUGGACCGAAGAUUUUUCUUUCGCUUUGUUACUUUCUACAUGAAGUAUCAUCCCAUUUAGAAAGAUUAACGUGGAUGUGCAGAGUGUUUUCAGCAUAUCGAAAACGGUGGCGUUCAUCGUGUUCUUCAGAGUUCAUACCCAAUAGGCAGCCCGAAAAUAGUAGUCUUAGGAAACAAAAUAGGCUUUGGGCACUUAAUGUCUGCAUUGAAUCUCUUGUUCUCUGAAUAUAAUGUUGAGUGAGUUCAGGUGCCUGGAA
Syzygium oleosum is the source of this 2124-nucleotide messenger RNA. RefSeq lists its product as uncharacterized. The transcript is spliced from 7 exons. The coding region runs from base 1 to 1866 and encodes 621 amino acids. The record is from RefSeq and is a predicted model, not a curated record. Lineage: Eukaryota; Viridiplantae; Streptophyta; Magnoliopsida; Myrtales; Myrtaceae.